Molecule: messenger RNA, 1656 nt
Organism: Cheilinus undulatus (humphead wrasse)
Lineage: Eukaryota; Metazoa; Chordata; Actinopteri; Labriformes; Labridae
Product: E3 ubiquitin-protein ligase TRIM21-like
Exons: 1
Coding region: 1-1656 (551 amino acids)
Biological process (GO): protein ubiquitination
Molecular function (GO): ubiquitin-protein transferase activity; zinc ion binding; protein binding
Source: RefSeq, a predicted model, not a curated record
AUGUCUGCUGCCAGCUGUCUGCUGACUGAAGAUCAGUUCCUGUGCUCCAUCUGUCUGGAUGUCUUCACUGAUCCAGUCACCAUACCAUGUGGACACAACUUCUGUAAAAACUGCAUCACUAAGAACUGGAAAACUGGAGUCCUGUAUCUCUGUCCCAUCUGUGAAGAGGUUUUCUCCACCAGACCGCAGCUGAAGGUGAACACUUUCAUCAAGGAGAUGUCUGCUCAGUUCAGACAGUCAACUCAGCAGGAAUCCAGCAGCAGCAGCUCAGAGAGACAAGUUUCCAAACCAGGAGAAGUUCCCUGUGACGUCUGCACUGGAACCAAACUGAAGGCCCUGAAGUCCUGCCUGGUGUGUCUGGCUUCUUACUGUGAGACUCACCUGGAGCCUCAUCUGACUAUGUCAGGUCUGAAGAAACAUCAGCUGAUCGACCCUGUGGAGAACCUGGAAGACAGGAUGUGUGAGAAGCACGACAAACUGCUGGAGCUGUUCUGUAAGAACGACCAGAGGUGUGUCUGCUUGAUGUGCACUGUUUUAGAGCACAAGAAUCAUGAUGUUGUUCCUCUGAAAAAAGAAAUUGAAGUAGAGAAGUUAAUGCUGAGAAUGAGAAAAAGUGAAAUCCAGCAGAUGAUUCAGAAUAGACAGCUGAAGAUUGAAGAGCUGAAACGCUCAGUGAAGCUCAGUGAUGAGAAUGCAGACAGAGAGAUAGCAGAAGGUGUUCAGGUCUUCACCGCUCUGAUAGAGACUGUGCAGAGAAACCUCGACAGACUCAUCGAUUCAGUCAAAGAGAAGCAGAGACAGACAAAGAACCAGACUGAAGGCUUCAUCAGAGAGCUGGAACAGGAAAUCUCUGAGCUGGAGAAGAGGAGCACUGAGGUGGAGCAGCUCUCACGCUCUGAAGACCACCUCCAACUCCUCCAGAACUUCAAGUCUGUGAACGCUGCUCCACCCACCAAGGACUGGCCUGAAGUCAGAGACCAUCCACCUUCAUAUGAGGGGACUGUGAGGAGAGCUGUGAAGCAGCUGGAGGAGACCAUCAGUGAACAGAUGAAGAAGCUGAUUAGUGAGUUGGAGCUGAAGAGAGUCCAGCAGUAUGAGGUGGAUGUGACACUUGAUCCUGAUACAGCGAAUCCCUUUCUCAUCUUGUCUGAUGAUGGAAAACAAGUUAAAUACGGUAAUGUACAGAAGAGUCUCCCAGACAACCCAAGGAGAUUUAAUCACUGUGCUAAUGUCUUAUCAAAGCAGAGUUUCUCUUCAGGCAGAUUUUACUACGAGGUUCAGGUUAAAGGGAAGACUUACUGGGAUUUAGGAGUGGCCAGGAAGUCCAUUAAGAGAAAAGGACCAAUCACACAAAAUCCUAAAAAUGGUUACUUUGCGAUAUGUUUGAGGGAUAACAAACAGUACAUAGGUUGUGUUGACCCACCAGACAGUCUCUCUCUGAAGUCUGGUCCUGAGAAGGUGGGGGUGUUUGUGGAUUAUGAGGAGGGUCUGGUCUCCUUUUAUGACGUUGAUGCUGCAGCUCUGAUCUACUCCUUUACUGGCUGCUCCUUCACUGAGAAACUCUACCCGUUCUUUAGUUCCGGCACUUAUGAUGGUGGUAGAAACUCUGCUCCUCUGAUCAUCUCUCCUCGAAUAACAAGGUCUUUGUUGAGAUGA